CCUGGGAGCCCUGCCCGGCGACACAGGGAUGGCCCCGAGGCCUCCGACGGCCAGGCACCAGGAAUCACUGACAUUUAAGGAUGUAGCUGUGAACUUCACCCAGGAAGAAUGGCACCACGUGGAUGCUGCUCAGAGGCGCUUAUACAGGGAUGUGAUGCUGGAGAACUAUAGCCACUUGGUUUUUCUUGGAUAUCAAGUUUCCAAGCCAGAGGUGAUCUUCAAAUUGGAGCAAGGAGAAGAACCGUGGAUAGCAGAGGGAGAAAUCCAAAGACCUGUCUGUCCAGACUGGAAGACCAGGCCUGAAGCCAAAUCUUCACAUCUGCAGCAGAGUAUAUCUAAAGUAUUCCUUAGCACAGAUGAGCUCUCACAUACCACGGGAGAAGAUACUUGGGACCUUAGUGGCCAGUUAGAAAGACAUAAGGAAAACUGGAAGAGACAUCUGGGGCCAGAUUCAUCCACCCAGAAGAAAAUAAUCACACCAGAGGAAACUUGUGAGCAAAAUACAUUUGGUGAAAACUGUAGAUUGAACACAGACCUGAUUACACAACUGAACAUUCCUCCAGGGUCUAGUGAAUGUGAUACCCUUGGGAGCAAUUUGGAACAUAAUUCAGACUUGCUUAAUCAGAAUAAUAUCCUUACAAAAAAGAAACCUUAUAAGUGCAAUAAAUGUAGAAAAGCAUUUAUUCACAGAUCAUCUCUGACUAAACAUGAGAAAACUCAUAAAGGAGAUGGAGCUUUCCCCAAUGGUACAGAUCAGGGAAUUUAUCCUGGAAAGAAGCACCAUGAAUGUACUGACUGUGGGAAAACCUUCCUCUGGAAGACACAACUUACUGAGCAUCAGAGAAUUCACACUGGAGAGAAACCCUUUGAAUGUAAUGUGUGUGGGAAGGCCUUCAGGCAUAGCUCCUCCCUAGGUCAGCAUGAGAAUGCUCAUACUGGAGAGAAACCCUAUCAGUGUAGUCUUUGUGGGAAAGCCUUCCAGCGCAGCUCCUCUCUUGUUCAGCACCAGAGAAUUCACACAGGAGAAAAACCUUAUCGAUGUAAUUUGUGUGGGAGGUCGUUUAGGCACGGCACAUCCCUCACUCAGCAUGAGGUUACACAUAGUGGAGAGAAACCCUUCCAGUGUAAGGAAUGUGGGAAAGCUUUUAGUCGAUGUUCUUCUCUUGUCCAACACGAGAGGACACAUACAGGAGAGAAACCUUUCGAAUGUAGCAUAUGUGGGAGAGCUUUUGGUCAGAGCCCAUCCCUUUACAAACACAUGAGGAUUCAUAAGAGAGGCAAACCUUACCAAAGCAAUAACUACAGCAUAGAUUUCAAGCACAGCUCAUCUCUUACUCAAGAUGAAAGCAAUGUCACUGAAGUGAAGUCCUAUCAUUGCAAUGCCUGUGGGGAAGACUUCAGUCACAUUGCAGACUUCUCUGACCAUCAGAGGAUCCACACUGGAGACAAGAACCCCUAUGAUUGUGAGCAGGCCUUCAGUCAACAACCUAUUUCUCAUCCUGGUGAGAAACCCUAUCAAUGUAAUGUAUGUGGAAAAGCUUUCAAAAGGAGUACGAGUUUCAUAGAGCAUCACAGAAUUCAUACUGGGGAAAAACCCUAUGAAUGUAAUGAAUGUGGAGAAGCUUUCAGUCGACGCUCAUCACUGACUCAACAUGAGAGAACCCACACUGGAGAGAAACCCUAUGAAUGUAUCGAUUGUGGGAAAGCCUUCAGUCAGAGUUCAUCCCUCAUUCAGCAUGAGAGAACUCAUACCGGAGAAAAACCCUAUGAAUGUAAUGAAUGUGGGCGAGCUUUCCGAAAGAAAACCAAUCUGCAUGAUCAUCAGAGGAUCCAUACUGGAGAAAAACCCUAUGCUUGUAAGGAAUGUGGGAAAAACUUCAGUCGAAGCUCAGCUCUUACUAAACAUAUGAGAAUUCAUACACGAAAUAAACUCUAGGACCCGUGACAUUAAGAAAUAUGAAGAAAGCUUUAGUUAAAAUAUUCAGUAUCAGAAGAUUCUUACAGGAGAGGAAGCUUGAGGAUAUAAUGAAUUGUGUGUGUGUGCAUGCACACAUGCCUGCAGGUGUGUAUGCUUGUGCGCAUUGUAUGUUGAGAAAUCUCUGUACUAACAGUGUUUUUUUUUUUUUAAAUAAAAGCCACAUUCUCAGAUCUGAUUACAUACAUGUGAAAACAACUACAGACGUCUUAUAUAACCUGUUAGAAAUGACAUGCCUAUAUAUUGGACUUUGUAAAGUUUUGAAUAUAUGUAUGCAGGGA
This is a messenger RNA of Budorcas taxicolor (takin), 2256 nucleotides long. It is a transcript of the gene ZFP90, whose product is annotated as ZFP90 zinc finger protein. The transcript is spliced from 4 exons. The record is from RefSeq and is a predicted model, not a curated record. Gene Ontology annotation, biological process: regulation of transcription by RNA polymerase II. Lineage: Eukaryota; Metazoa; Chordata; Mammalia; Artiodactyla; Bovidae. Gene Ontology annotation, molecular function: DNA-binding transcription factor activity; RNA polymerase II cis-regulatory region sequence-specific DNA binding. The coding region runs from base 29 to 1936 and encodes 635 amino acids.